AUGGCGCUAGCUCAGAGCCCCGAAGCCACCACGACGUCGUCUUCACUUCUACUUUUGAGCUCGUGCAUUGCGCCGUUGGAGAAGAUGAAAGUCAAUAUGAAGACGGUAGUACCGAAGCUAUCUGGCGACUCCAGUGACGAAGAACCUGCUAAUCAGCCAGAAGCUGCGGUUGAAAAGACUUUGGCGGAUGACAAGGCCAAACCCAAUGCGAAAACGACUCGGAAACGCGUCCGAAAGAACCGCAACCCACCGUGUCAAGUGGAAGGAUGCAAGAACAUUGCGGUGUCUCGAGGCUGUUGCGUACGUCACGGCGGAGGCUCGCGCUGCAAGAUCGAGGGCUGUCCGAACCGUGCCAAACUGUACAAGCUCUGCUUCCAGCACGGAGGCUUCAAGACGUGCGCGACGGAGGGGUGCACACGCAAGUCUAAGCGCUACGGCCACUGCUGGUCGCACGGUGGCGGUCGUAUCUGCGUGAUACCCAACUGCGAGAAGGUAUCGACGCAAGGAGGACUGGGUGUACCCGCCGCUCCUAUCAGAAAUAUGGCUACUACUGCGUCGAUCACGUGUCGUUGA
Messenger RNA from Phytophthora infestans T30-4, 573 nucleotides. RefSeq lists its product as uncharacterized. The record is from RefSeq and is a predicted model, not a curated record. NCBI's taxonomy places the organism in Eukaryota, Oomycota, Peronosporomycetes, Peronosporales, Peronosporaceae. The transcript is spliced from 3 exons. Bases 1 to 573 code for a protein of 190 amino acids.